Lepisosteus oculatus (spotted gar) is the source of this 964-nucleotide messenger RNA. Lineage: Eukaryota; Metazoa; Chordata; Actinopteri; Semionotiformes; Lepisosteidae. The record is from RefSeq and is a predicted model, not a curated record.
UGGGCCACCCUGAGGUGCCCGGGGGCGACGCACCAUGUGCCUCGAGCAGUGCGCCAGGGCUUCCCUCUUCCCUCUGGCGGCCCUGAGCAUCCUGGCCAACCUCCUGCUGUACUUUCCCAACGGAGAGACCCGCUACGCCAGUGGGAACCAGCUGACCAACUUCGUGUGGUUUUUCGGAGGAAUUAUCGGAGGCGGCCUCCUGAUGCUGAGCUCACUCGUGGCCACACUGUUUGGAAUGACAGGGUCCCUGUACUGCUUGUUAGUGUCUGCGCUGGCACUGACUGAGGGGCCCUACUGCAUAUCUGCCACUGGCUGGGACUACCCGUUCGCCAACAGCUCGGGCAGAACGACUACGCCCGUACCUGGCGCGUCUUCCACUCAGCCUCUGUGCUUACAGAUACUCGACUUCACGGCCUCUCCUGGUCUUGUCCUACGCAGUUACCUGUUCAAUACCACGAGGUGGAGCAGCUGCAAGGAGCCAGCCCGCAUCGUCGUGUGGAACGCGUCUCUCUUCUCCAUCCUCCUCGGCCUGGGGGCCACGGAGUUCAUCAUUUUCUUCUUUCAGCUUCUGAACACUUUCCUCCUGGGACUCUGCGGGACAUGCGCCGGCUGCUGCAGACAGAGCAUCGGACCUGAAGCUUGAAGGUGAAGGACGAAGCCCCCGAUAAGUGCGAUCCACAAGAACACUUACUGAGAUGUUGAAGUGUCCUGUAUUUUUUGGAGCAGCGGUAUUAUGAUUUUGAUACAAUGCCUUUAAAAAGGAUCACUUCAAACACAACGCUGCCUACCAUCGUGAGCAUUUAGUUUUCCGUGCCAUUCGCUAGUGGCCAGCCUCCUCUCGUUCCAGAAAAGAAUAACAAAAAUGUUAAAUUGUGUGUUUAGUAUUAAGAUGAUCAAGAUGAUUAUUAUAUACUAUGCAAAUUAUAUAACAUUGACAAUUCAGAAACACAAGCUUGGCAUUUGA